AGCGCCACAUCCUCCUUCCCUUCUUCUUUUUGCUCCUCUGCUUUCACUCCGCCCUCGCGCGCUCUCCAUCUCUCUCUUGCCCUCUCCGUGCUUUCCUUCUCGUUCUCAGCGAAGCCAUAUUGUCACCACCUUCCUGCAGAGCUUGUGGGAAGGGAAGAGAAGGGAAGACAAGUGAUUCAAAGAGAGAUAAAGAGAGAGAGAGGGCGCUAGCUCGAUCUCCGCACCAUACGCGUCGAUUUUCACAGUCGCCGCGCCGACGCUCGCUCUCUCCUGAUCUGUAGCAGUUGGUUUCUAUUUCAUUGCUUCGUUGACAAUCAUGGCUGGUAUGGCUCCAGAGGGAUCGCAAUUUGAUGCACGUCAGUAUGAUGCCAAGUUGAAUGAACUGCUUUCAGCUGAUGGAGAAGAAUUUUUUGCAUCCUAUGAUGAGGUUCAUGAGACCUUUGACUCAAUGGGUCUUCAGGAGAACCUUUUGAGGGGCAUUUAUGCAUAUGGUUUUGAAAAGCCUUCUGCAAUCCAGCAAAGAGGCAUUGUACCUUUCUGCAAGGGCUUAGAUGUUAUUCAGCAAGCGCAAUCUGGUACAGGGAAGACAGCAACAUUCUGUUCUGGAAUCUUGCAGCAGCUGGACUACGGCCUAGUCGACUGUCAGGCCUUAGUUCUUGCUCCUACUCGUGAAUUGGCACAGCAGAUUGAGAAGGUUAUGCGUGCCCUUGGUGACUACUUGGGUGUGAAGGUUCAUGCAUGUGUUGGUGGGACAAGUGUACGUGAAGAUCAGCGUAUACUCUCAAGCGGUGUUCAUGUUGUUGUAGGGACUCCGGGUCGGGUUUACGAUAUGCUACGCAGGCAGUCGCUUCGACCUGACAACAUUAGAAUGUUUGUGCUUGAUGAAGCUGAUGAAAUGCUUUCUCGUGGGUUCAAGGACCAGAUAUAUGAUAUAUUUCAGCUGCUUCCUUCAAAGAUUCAAGUUGGCCUCUUCUCUGCCACUAUGCCACCUGAAGCAUUGGAGAUCACCAGAAAGUUCAUGAGCAAGCCCGUGAGGAUAUUGGUGAAAAGGGAUGAGCUGACACUUGAGGGUAUCAAGCAAUUUUAUGUGAAUGUCGAGAAAGAGGAGUGGAAACUUGACACUCUUUGUGAUUUGUAUGAGACAUUGGCUAUCACUCAGAGUGUAAUCUUUGUGAACACUAGACGCAAGGUUGAUUGGCUUACUGACAAAAUGAGGAGCCGUGACCAUACAGUUUCGGCAACGCAUGGAGACAUGGAUCAAAAUACCCGAGAUAUCAUUAUGAGGGAAUUCCGGUCGGGUUCUUCCCGCGUUCUGAUUACCACUGAUCUUCUGGCUCGUGGAAUUGACGUCCAGCAGGUUUCUUUGGUUAUCAAUUAUGAUCUUCCUACACAACCAGAAAACUACCUCCAUCGAAUUGGUCGGAGUGGUAGGUUUGGAAGGAAAGGUGUUGCCAUAAACUUCAUCACUCGUGAUGACGACAGGAUGCUUGGAGACAUACAGAGGUUCUACAAUGUCGUCAUUGAGGAGCUUCCUGCCAAUGUUGCUGAUCUUAUUUAAUUCAGUGAUGAAGCUGCCAAUCAGACUAGCGAAGCCUAUAAGUUUAAGCUGUUGUCUGUUUUUAAAUGCGUUUUUGAAUUAUUGCACGCCGAAUUAGCAUAAGAGAUGAUGCUCUUCACCUUUGUCUAUUCUUAUUUUUGUUCUGUCUGACGCUUCGUGCAUUGCUCUGCAGCUUUCUGCUUUCAUUUUCAAAUUUUGAGGUGGUUAUGCAAUAUGUUCCCCAGGUUUUA
Molecule: messenger RNA, 1788 nt
Organism: Nymphaea colorata (pocket water lily)
Lineage: Eukaryota; Viridiplantae; Streptophyta; Magnoliopsida; Nymphaeales; Nymphaeaceae
Product: eukaryotic initiation factor 4A-9
Exons: 5
Coding region: 317-1558 (413 amino acids)
Biological process (GO): cytoplasmic translational initiation
Cellular component (GO): cytoplasmic stress granule
Molecular function (GO): translation initiation factor activity; ATP binding; RNA helicase activity
Source: RefSeq, a predicted model, not a curated record